This is a messenger RNA of Amoebophrya sp. A120, 1294 nucleotides long. The record is from the annotation of a GenBank genome assembly. Lineage: Eukaryota; Dinophyceae; Syndiniales; Amoebophryaceae.
AAUAAAAGCAAAGUAUAAAGCUCCGGCCAACCAGGAGGACGGUGUAAGUUGUAUAAUGGCAAAAUAUCAUCUAGAAAAAGACGCAUGAAGAUGAAUCUAUCAUCUACCUUCCUAUCGGGAGUACCAGAAAAACUGGAGCGCGAGAAACCAAAUCGAAGUGAAAAAAUAAAGCGACCAUGAUUGACUUGUUGUUCGCAAGUGAUAUCACAUCAGUUUUCCACUACGAACAGUUCCCCGCUCCAGCGGCAGGCCCUGUGGGGUUGCAUGAUCUUCCCACGAAAAAAAUAUUUAUUCCCCCUGAUAAAUAUUUAUUCCCCCUAUUCUGCAAGAACUCGUCGCCCCGGCCCUUGUAGAAGGAAACAGAACUGCACGACCAUGAUCAGGAGUUGUAUGUCCAUAUAUACUAGAACUCGCCAGAAUAUUAAAGACAAGGCUCCUGAACAAAAUGACCGCAGUCACGCUUCACGUUUAUGAUUUGACCGACCAGGCUGCCUUCUGUUGUGGGUUUUUCCACACGGGUGUGGUCGUGAACAAUGUGGAAUGGAGUUUCGGUUCGGGCGGCGGUAUCACCGGGUCUAGCCCCGGGCUGGACGGGCAUUCCGUUCCGGACGGCUGCCGCUUCCGGGAGGCGAUCUUACUGGGAUACAUUGACCGCAACUCGGAUAUCUCCCGCGCGCUAGACCGCUUACGCCCCGAGUUCCAGGGCAACAGCUACCAUUUGGUGUUCAAGAACUGCAAUGACUUUUCGCGACGCUUCUACGCCGAGCUGUUCCAGCUGUCGGGCAGGGAGGUAACGGGCAAGGAGAACAAGUUUCCGAACUACAUCAACCGGCUGGCGUGGUGGGGCCGGCAGUGGCCCAUUUGCAAGUGCGUACCGGGCAACGAGCAGUUUGACCCCGGAAGGAACGGCGGGGCCGCGAACAGUGGCAGCAACGUUCCGCCCACCCGACCACUGAUUGCGACGAACGCGUUUCCCCGACCAGACAGCUGGACCACCGGCGGGGGUCCGAUAAGCUCAUCUUCGGGGAGACGGCUGGGGGACAGAAGUACCGCUUCCUCCGCACGCAGCACCUCCGCCAGCACAACGGCCGACGAACAGGAACGGUCGCUCCUGUCGCGCACCAAAUCCGCAUUGUCUUCCCUCUUCGGACGUGGCCGGGCGUCGGAAGAGGAAACUCAGCCGACUCUGGGGGGUGGAAAUGCAACCGCGACUGGCGGUGGUGGUACCAAUGCGCGGGAAGUUCAAGCCAAAGCGGCCGAGGAAAGAAGCCGAUUAGCGGAGAAUCGGGCGUGA